Cynara cardunculus var. scolymus (artichoke) is the source of this 692-nucleotide messenger RNA. RefSeq lists its product as uncharacterized. The transcript has a single exon. The record is from RefSeq and is a predicted model, not a curated record. The coding region runs from base 87 to 467 and encodes 126 amino acids. NCBI's taxonomy places the organism in Eukaryota, Viridiplantae, Streptophyta, Magnoliopsida, Asterales, Asteraceae.
AAUAAAAGUCAAACAAGACGCUUUCUUUCUUACAGCCUUCAAAUACCCUCCAAAUCCCCCAAUCUCCCAAACCUCCAAUUUCAUCAAUGGCGUCGAUCUAUACCUGUAACGAAUGCGGCACCAAUCUCAACCUUCACACCGCUAAUCUCUUCCCUCCCGAUUUCUACUUUGAGGCCGGCAACAAAGGCACUCUUUCGUUCGCCGCCGUCGACUCCUCUAAGUUCAGAUUCGAGAAAGAAGACAAGAUCAAACCCUUUUUUGAGACCGUUAAUUACUGGGGGAUUCAGAGGAAACGAACUAAAAUGAUUUGCAAUAGCUGUGGUCGGCUCGUCGGGUAUGUUUAUGAUGACGGUCCGCCGAUGAUGAGUGGAACGGGGCAGUUUGGUUUUGGACCCAGUCAGGCUAUUCCUAGGGCUCCCAGGUAUCGAUUUAAGAUUAAAGCUCUAAGAAUUACUUCGGAGACUUGAGAGAUUUUUAGGGGAUUUGAUUGAUUUUGGUUUUUGUUGUUUGGAUUUGUUGAUAUUUGUGUAUGUACUUAAUGAAUUAUGAUACUUCGAUGGAUUUGAAUUGGGUUUUCUAGUUAUUUGGGGUUUCAUGAUUAGAUUGCAAUUUUGACCGCAAGAGUCGAAUAUGAUCGAUUAGGUAAACAAUUGCGUUAGUUCUUGAGGAUGAAUUGUUAAUUCGUUGAUAUA